GGGGCACAGGCUUUGGAGUUUCACACGGGCCAAAGUGUGACCCUCAUCUCUGCUGCUUAUUAGCGGGUGAUCUCGCGUAAGUGAUUUAUCCUCUCUGAGCCUCCGUUUCCUUAUCUGUAAAAUGGGCAUAAUACCUACUUUGCAGGAUUGUUGUGUGGGUUAAAUGAGAGAUCAUGGGUGAAUAGGCCUAGGACAGUACCUGACACAGUACUGUCGCACCUGCUCAGUAAACAGUGGCGGCAAAUCACUGCAGGCCAGACUUUAGCCAUUAGGGCCACAGGUGAGGGAGUCACCUAAUCCAGCAGAGGCCAAUCUGGGCAGGUUGCUUGGGAGAGGUGAGGCUAGAGCAAGAUGUUCCCAGAGACCAGGUCACAGGAUGGGAGGGAGCCUGGGGAAGGAAGUAGGGAGGAGCUGGAGUGUGUGGAAGUUCCGGGGAGGAGCCCAUUUUCUCUCUCCAUCCUUGCACAGGGAGGGAAAGGGACCCCCUUGGAGAGCUCUGAGCUGAGCCAACGCAUGGAUGAGCUACUGUCACGGCUCAGGUGACCCGUAAACAAACAUCCUAGGGAGGGAGGGGACACUCAGUCCACUCAAGGCCUGGCCUCUGCCAAGCUCUGUGGCCUGCUCCCCUGGCAGUGAUUCAACAGGCAGAGAGGCCAAGGACUCACCCUCAAGGGCUUCCCUUUGCGGAGCCUCCAGGGCCAGCUCCAGCCCUGGGGACAAGACCAGAGGAGUGGCUGACUAAGAUGUGUCCCUUGUCCAGAGAGAGACACUGAGGGGAGUGGGCUGGAGCGGCUGCUGCCUACAGACUGCUUGCUGUGAUCUGUUCACAAGUGCCCACAAGGACUGCCCCAUGCCCCGGGGCACGGACCCCUUGAACCCAGACCUGCCCUCGGGCCGCACUCCCACCGUGGCUGUAGACCAUGUCACUGGCAAGGACAAACAGAUGGAUUUCUGUUGGGAUCCUUGGCAGAGGUGCUUCCAGACCACCAACGGCUACCUGUCCGACUCCAGGUCCUGCCCCAGCAACUACAACGUGGCAGCCCUGGCCACCUCGUCCCUUGUGGGGGUGGUGCAGAGCAUCAAGGACCACAUCACAAAGCCCACGGCCAUGGCCCGAGGCCGCGUGGCCCACCUCAUCGAGUGGAAGGGCUGGAGUGCCCAGCGGGCAGGCUGGGAGCUGUCCCCAGCUGAGGACGAGCAUUACUGCUGCCUCCCGGACGAGCUGCGUGAGGCCCGCUUUGCUGCAGGGGUCGCUGAGCAGUUUGCCAUCACAGAGGCCACAUUGAGCGCUUGGUCCUCGCUGGACGACGAGGAGCUGCACCCCGAGAACAGCCCCCAGGGCAUCGUCCAGCUCCAAGAUCUGGAGAGCAUCUACCUUCAGGACAGCCUUCCCAGUGGCCCCUCGCAGGAUGACAGCCUUCAGGCCUUCUCCUCAGCCAGCCUCUCCCCUGACAGCUGUCCCUCACCUGAGGAGACCCCCAGCACCGCUGGCAUCCCACAGGCCCCCAGCCCAGAGCUGCAGCAUCGGCGGCGGCGGCCCGGGCACCAAGGACCCGAGGGUGGGCCGCACCUACCGGGCUCCCUCCCCUCCGUGGACAGCGGUUCCCUCUGGGAGGAGGAGGACGAGGUGUUCUAUAACUGAGGCGGGGGCUGUGCUGGUCCAGCACCUGCUCACACCAUGACCUCGCCUGGUGGGCAGUCCAGGCAUAUCUGGAUCCCGGGGUCCAGGGCAGGGCAUCUCUUGACCCCUCGGGUAGGCACAGGGUAGGUGUGGCAGGGAUGGGGCCAGCGCUCAUCAUGGCCUCUCUGUGCCUCGGCAGACCUGCCCCAGCAGUGGCAGCCAUAACCCCUCCCCCUUCAUUACUUCACUCAGGUGGGCACCUUCCCCUGCAGGGUGUCUGCCCUCAGGGAACUCAAGGACUCUCAGAGACACCAGGGCAGCCUGGCCCAGAGGAGCAACAGCCAGGCCCCCAGGAGAACAGCCAUGGAGAGAACUGAGACCCACUUAGAGUGGGGUCUGGGAACCCUGCCUGUACCUGGGGCUCAGUCCCUCCCCACUCUCUCUGUGUGUCUGCCCCCCAGCAAAGGUGGGGUGGCCACUUCUGGUAGCUAAGCAUCUGCCACCCGGCUGUCCUCACCAGGACAUCUGUCUCUCUGGAGUGUCUGUCUGUCUGUCCCUCCCUCUCUGAACCUGCUUCCUCGGUGUCCCCUGCUCCUCACCCCCGGGAGCCCACUCUCGUUCCUUGCAGCUCCCUCCCAUCUCACUCAAGGUUCUCUGAGGACAUUAAAGUGGUCGAUUCACUCUCAA
Cercocebus atys (sooty mangabey) is the source of this 2308-nucleotide messenger RNA. RefSeq names its product family with sequence similarity 131, member C (gene FAM131C). The coding region runs from base 851 to 1642 and encodes 263 amino acids. The record is from RefSeq and is a predicted model, not a curated record. The transcript has 7 exons. Lineage: Eukaryota; Metazoa; Chordata; Mammalia; Primates; Cercopithecidae.